This is a messenger RNA of Annulohypoxylon truncatum, 630 nucleotides long. RefSeq lists its product as uncharacterized. Bases 1 to 630 code for a protein of 209 amino acids. Lineage: Eukaryota; Fungi; Ascomycota; Sordariomycetes; Xylariales; Hypoxylaceae. The record is from RefSeq and is a predicted model, not a curated record. The transcript has a single exon.
AUGACUGUAAGUGUCUCACGUUGCCCCUGGUGCAAGGAGUCUUUUGGGUUGCAGCUCCUUACCAAAAUCGUUCUGCAGUACAAGUAUCCCAACGACUGGAAGAACGAAACCAAUCACACCGUCGAGGAGUUUUGCCCGCAUUGUCGAUGGAAUACCGAAAAUUCCAUGAUCGAGACCAUCGCAGCCGUAGAAAGCGCACCGCGGGAAAUGUUUAGAAACACACGCACUCUUUACAACAUCCUAAAAACUGUGAUCCUCAACGUAGGUUACAGUUGUCGAGAAAUGUAUGACAUGGUCGAUCAGUUGAUUUGCCAACUUUUGGCCAGGAUGAUUUUUCGCUGGCGCCGCGAGGUCGGGUUAUAUAUUAUCCACGAGGUAUUGUCUGAAAUAGAUAGAGACUGGCCCUCGGUGCAAUGGGGCGAGUGUGUAUGGAAGACCCUAGGCCGAUGUGCGUUGACUCAUUUCGUGCGGAAGAUUUCCAAGGCAAAGAAAGCCGACCAAAGGGUGGAUUUGCCAGACAUAGAUAUCGUAAAGGUUGCAGAAGACACCAUCCAAGAUGGUUGGGGUAUCGAAUUCGUGAUCGAAGACCUAGACGAAAUUCUAUCCACCAACGGUUUACUCGACGAUUAA